AUGUCAGACCAGCCUGAUUUUGAGCUCUUUUCAUCCCUCCGUUAUGACCCCAUCCUCACCAACCUCCCAACCAACACCUCAAGCUGGGGUUCUACGACAACCGCCCCCAACCCCAACCACAGCCCCUACUACAUGCUCCCUUUCCACCGCGACCGUAUGCUUCAAGCAGCCGAGCACUUCAACUGGGCCACCGCAGCGAAUCGAAUUCAGGGAGCCUCAGGAUUUUCCCACCUUCUAGAAAAGCUUAACCAAGCAAUUGACACCAACUCCACGACACCUUUGAGAGUUAGAACGCUCUUAAGCUACGAUGGAAUAAUCCGCAUCGAAACUAUGCCUGUCCCAGCCCUGCCCGCGGAGACUUUAUACCCCUUCAGGCUUCCACCACCGCGGGCUGCUUCCAAGCAAACGGUGGAAGCCAGCCCCCUAACAGGCGGUUCCUUGACGUUGGGACCCGACGAUAUUGUGCAGGGGGAUCCUCCGCGCGAGAAUCCCUUCCUUGUACUUCCUGAUACAGGGAAUACCACCGCCUCGCCGUUCACAUCGUACAAGACCACCAGUCGGGAUAUGUACACGAAAGCGCGCGAGCGUGUAGGGAUCAUGGAUUGGGGAGAGAGGAAGGAGGUCCUGCUUGUCAGCGGGGAAGGAGAAAUUAUGGAGGGCAGUUUGACGAGCCCGUAUUUUUGGAGGGACGGGAGGUGGGUUACACCAACUGUUGGGAGUGGUGGCCAAGUGGGCACAACGAGACGGUGGGCACUUGAGAAAGGCUUCUGUGUUGAAGGUGUGGUGAAAGUCGAUUCCCUGGUAGAUGGAGAGGAAUGCUGGAUUAGCAAUGGUGUUAGAGGGUUUCUAUGGGGGCAGGUUAAACUCUCAUAG
This is a messenger RNA of Venustampulla echinocandica, 873 nucleotides long. RefSeq lists its product as uncharacterized. The record is from RefSeq and is a predicted model, not a curated record. The transcript has 2 exons. NCBI's taxonomy places the organism in Eukaryota, Fungi, Ascomycota, Leotiomycetes, Helotiales, Pleuroascaceae. The coding region runs from base 1 to 873 and encodes 290 amino acids. Gene Ontology annotation, molecular function: catalytic activity.